AUGUUGGAAUCGCUGAAAAGGAAGCUCAUCCAUCACCAUGUGAUAAAGUCCAACUAUGAGGAAAAUCUGACACAGUUGAUGAAAGAGGAAUAUGCGAAAAGUAGCAAAGCAAAUGUAUGGAAGUCUAUAUGUGUGUCGGACGAAGUGUCUCUGACAGAGCAGAGCAUUGGGAGGGUCUUUGUGCGUCUUCAUGAGUACCUGAGAAUGGAAGAGGAGAAUAUUAUGCAGGAACUCCAUAACGACGCGUGGCAGCGAUUCACUGUGCUGGAAGAAAUCAUUAUGCAACUGACCUUCGAGUCCACCUCAUUAUCAGACACCAUUCAAGCAAAACUGAAAACUACACAAGAAAGAAUUAAAAUGGUAAUCUCUGAUCCCAGGGAUGUGUCAGUAAAGAUAAAUGGUGCCAAGUACAAAUUCCUGAUGUUGUACAAUUCCUGGAAAAAAAUGGUCCAUGAGAUUGGUUUUAAUACAGUGCCGUUGAGUCUAGAUCCUGACACCGCACACUGGAACCUCCUAAUCUUCGACAACUUGACCAGCAUCGCGUACAGCCACAACCUGAAGAAACCACCCUCUAAACCCUCACAAUUCAGUGCCUAUCCCUUUGUCCUGGCCAAGCAAGGGUUCUCAUCAGGAGCACACUACUGGGAAAUCUUUGUGGGUUGCAAGGCUGAAUGGGUCUUGGGGGUGACCAAGCAGUCUGUGGAACGUAAGGCACCGAUCUCUCUAUCACCUCAAGAUGGUUUAUGGAUCCUGGAGAAAAAAAGCAAGCACUACGUGGCUCACUCCGUGCCCCGUGUGGUAAUCUUUUCAAGGUUUAAACCCAGAAAAAUUGGAGUUUACCUUGACUAUGAAGCUGGGCAAGUGUCCUUUUACAAUGCUGACAAAAUGACACUGAUGUAUACUUUCAAAGAUAGUUUCACAGAGACACUCUAUCCUGUGUUUAGCCCAGGUGUUAAUUUCACACCACUGAGAAUACUCCACGUUAAUCCUUGA
Rhincodon typus (whale shark) is the source of this 993-nucleotide messenger RNA. Its product is annotated as nuclear factor 7, brain-like. The transcript is spliced from 6 exons. Gene Ontology annotation, molecular function: protein binding. The coding region runs from base 1 to 993 and encodes 330 amino acids. The record is from RefSeq and is a predicted model, not a curated record. NCBI's taxonomy places the organism in Eukaryota, Metazoa, Chordata, Chondrichthyes, Orectolobiformes, Rhincodontidae.